UUUGAGUAUUGUUCUCCGUACAGUGUUGGCGUGCUGACUACUUGUUUGGGGGUCUUUGACGCGGUUAAACCCUGGGAACCCCCCAAAGCCUCUGCAGAAAGGACACAUCUCGAAGACGCAGAGGGUUAAUUUCAAGCCCCCACCACCACCACCCACACCUCCAAUUUGAAAGCCGCCUCUCUACCGGGAGAGGAAGGCUCUUUUUCGGUCAGAUGGCGUGCUGCAGUCCGCCCCCGUCAUUCUCCAGCCCACACAGACAGCAAAAAGGCAGCCAGCAACCAAUACGGUGCGCCGGAGGAGGACUGCUGCCAGUGAUUUCAGACGAAGUACGAUACGCAAAGGGGAUUUACUACGCCAAUCCGAGCCGGGGCGGCUUUCAAUAGGCAGCGGGGCGAGAGACGCGCACGGCAGUAACUGCGACGCGCCUGAGAGCACGGCGCUUUCUCCCCACAUCUGGCGCACAAACUGCCGCGUCUGCUUCCCGUCGCUGGACAAAUGUUUCAACUUUCGUCUGACUCAUCCGUCGACGUUUAGCUCUUGUUUGCGCCGAGCGGUUUUACUCCGGGAGGAACCGACCUGUGACACCGGCGUUCGGAGAGGCAACUUUGCGUAAUUACGCCGGUCUCCUCUCGACGCAUCCUUCAACCUGACUCGAAGAAGUGCCGUGUGCCAUGUCUCUGCCACGCACGCUCGGGGAACUGCAGCUCUACCGCGUGCUGCAGAGGGCCAACCUCCUGGCCUAUUACGAAACCUUCAUCCAGCAGGGUGGCGACGACGUGCAGCAGCUCUGCGAGGCAGCGGAGGAGGAGUUCCUGGAGAUCAUGGCCCUCGUUGGCAUGGCCACCAAGCCGCUGCAUGUGCGUAGGCUGCAGAAGGCCCUCCGGGACUGGGCGGCCAACCCUGCCCUUUUCAACCAGCCCGUGUCGAGCGUUCCUCUCGGGGGCAUUCCGCUGUUUAAAGUCGACGGCGCGGGCGCGGGCGGCUCGGCGGGGGGGCCCAGGAAGUCUGUGAGCAACGGGCAGCCGGGGUCACCGUGCGACCGGGAGGACCGGGCGUGCCUCACUCCGAUGCACAGCGGGAGCCCGAGGAGCCCGUGCUCCCAGGCCUCCCCGCAGCCGCCUGACACGCACUACAGGGAAAAGCUGUCCCCCAUGGACCCCCACUGGCUCAGCCCGGAGCCGGACGCCAAUUGCACUUUGGCCUCUUCGUCUGGGAUGGAGGAGGAGCCGCCCAGCCCGCCGCUGCCGCUGCCGCCCGCCUGUCCCCCGGGUCCCUCCACGUCACCGAGCCCCUCGGCCUCCUUCGCCCCCGCGGUCCCGUCGGCCUGGCCCGGGGGGCAGCUGGACGGGGAGACGGUGAGGGCCGUGGUGGAGAGCGUGGAGAGACUGCUCAGGACGCUGCCGCGGUCCGACCCGGCGGAGGUGAAGACCCUGCUGAGGAUGAACAAGAAGAUGGCAAAGACUGUGGGGCACAUCUUCAAGAUGGGGUCCCAGGACGCGAGCAAGGAGGAGGAGAUUCGAAAGUACAGUCUGAUUUAUGGGCGCUUUGACUCGAAGAGGAGGGAAGGGAAGCAGCUGACACAUCACGAGCUGAUCAUCAACGAGGCCGCGGCCCAGUUCUGCAUGCGCGACAACGCCCUUCUGCUGAGACGGGUGGAGCUCUUCUCGUUGGCCCGGCAGGUGGCGAGAAAAUGUGCCUACACCUCCACGCUGAAGCACACGAGAACAAAUGUGGACGAAAGCGGCGCGUUGCCCCAAAAGAGAGCGAGGCACGAGGUAACGGCGCCCGAGACGGCGGCGGAGGGGUCGGAGGGCGCGACCCAGAGGGCAGACGACGACAGCCUAUCAGCGGAAAGCCUGGACAGCGUAUCGCACGACAUGGGCUCACAGUGCAACCAGUCUCCCUCCCCCCGUCCUCACGCCGACACCUCCAACCCCGCCAACUGGAGCCGCCAUCUGAUACAGCAAACGCUAAUGGACGAAGGGCUGCGAUUGGCUCGGAUGGUGUCACAUGAUCGGGCUGGCAAGCUCAGCCUAGGGUCAGAGGGCGCUCACCCCACAGAUCCCGACAGUAAGGUGGACAGGCGGAGCUCGGUCGCAGCGUGCAGGAGCAGUAGCCCUUGCAUCACCAGAGACGACUGCAACCCUCGGGCAAAGUGAGCGUCGUCGCAGGUUGUCAGUGAAGCAGAAGGUGCCGCUGGGCCGGUCUUUUUUUUUUUUUUUUUUCCACGCAUACUUCGCCGACAUCACAAGCAGCAACCUGUUGUUUUGUCCUUGACCCCUCGAGCAGUGAGAAAAUAAGUGACGCUGCUUUCACAUGCAACUGGAGCAACACAGCAGGGGGCACUGCAACUUUGUAAAUGAACUCAUUUACUUAUUCCAGAUGGACUCAGUGCAGUUGUGUAGAGGAUGAUUGUUUUUUUUCCAGCGAGCUCGCUCUGCGUCGCCCUCAGGAACAAAUAUGUUGUGUUCAUGUUGUGUUCUCAGACGGGGUCAGACAUGGAUGAAAGUGUGAAAGCACAAUAAUGGCUUGUUAAUGUUAAUGCUGAUUUUCCAGAGGAGGCACAAGCAGCUGAGUUUAGGUUCAGAGGUGUUUAGCGCUUCGCUGCAUUGUGCGUUCGCCUAAACAGGCUCAGAUCCAGCACCGAAACCCUCAAAACGUGACCCCCUCCCAUUUUAAACACACGGCCCAUGACUUGUUCGUCAUCAGCUGUGCAGGAUCAGAACUCUGCAACUAUUCAGUUGCCUCAGGUGUCUGUGUGGGGCUUCAACAGGCCACCCAACAUUACACAGCAAGAUUCAUAGCAAUGAAAAUAUUUGCCACCACGGUUGCAGAGAAGGCGGUGACGCUCUCGCGCUGCUCUGACAUGUAAUAAGUUGUCCCGACUAAUCCCUGCGGCGCUUGACUUUCAGAAACAGCAGCGCCUGUAGGUUAUUCCAGAUGUUUGGUCUUUGUGAGGAAUAGUUGUGUUCACACUCCGUGUGCUGACAGACUUACUGUCUGUUGAUAGUUUAAAGACUUGAACCGUGAGGUACAGUAGCUUGCUGUGCAUCAGUAACACUUGCCUGUGUCUUGAGCAUCGGUAACCUCCUCAGUUUAUGUUGCAAAUAAGAUAAUUUAUUUUGUUACAUCUUAAUAAAUGUUAUUUUAUUGCUUAAA
Betta splendens (Siamese fighting fish) is the source of this 3159-nucleotide messenger RNA. RefSeq names its product NGFI-A binding protein 2 (EGR1 binding protein 2) (gene nab2). Gene Ontology annotation, molecular function: transcription coregulator activity; transcription factor binding. Gene Ontology annotation, biological process: negative regulation of DNA-templated transcription. The record is from RefSeq and is a predicted model, not a curated record. The transcript has 7 exons. The coding region runs from base 672 to 2159 and encodes 495 amino acids. Lineage: Eukaryota; Metazoa; Chordata; Actinopteri; Anabantiformes; Osphronemidae. Gene Ontology annotation, cellular component: nucleus.